Bombina bombina (fire-bellied toad) is the source of this 1056-nucleotide messenger RNA. It is a transcript of the gene LLPH, whose product is annotated as LLP homolog, long-term synaptic facilitation factor. Gene Ontology annotation, molecular function: RNA binding. The coding region runs from base 172 to 540 and encodes 122 amino acids. The transcript has 3 exons. Lineage: Eukaryota; Metazoa; Chordata; Amphibia; Anura; Bombinatoridae. The record is from RefSeq and is a predicted model, not a curated record. Gene Ontology annotation, biological process: dendrite extension. Gene Ontology annotation, cellular component: nucleolus.
AUCUCUUGCCAGAUUUUUUAGUUUCCCUUAAAAAAUAUGGCUACGCGCAGACCGAGCACGUAACUGUUUCUUGAAGUUCUCCCAUAAGUAAUAGCGAAUUUUAUGACGUCUGGACGCUGAACUUUAGUAACGUGGAGGCCUCGUGUUACAGAUUUGUUUACUCUUUAGAAAAUGGCCAAAAGCAUAAGGAGCAAAUGGAGACGCAAAAUGAGAGCAGAAAAGAGGAAAAAGAAUGCCCCCAAAGAACUUGCCCGGUUGAAGAAUAUCCUGGCAAAAGGAAAUGGAGAUGUCACAAUGGAUGACGUGAAAGAGAUUGCAACUGUUGUGACUGCAGAAGAAGUGAAAGAAAAAACAGAGAUGGACGCUGAAGCAACGGAUGAUGGUAAGAUGGACAUGGAUUUGAAGAGAAACAAAAAAAGCCUUCUAGAUCCGCACGGUCAGUAUCCAACAUGGAUGAAUCCACGGCAUAGAAAGAAGCUGAAGGCACAGCGUGGGAAAAAGAAAGGCAAAGCCAAGCUGUCAAAGGGAUUGGCUUGGUAGAUAUUUCAUGCACUACUCAUGCUCAGUAGUAUUCCUACCUUUCCUGGCAACAAGACUUGGAAAUUGUCACUACAUGCAAACUGCUUGGUUCAUCAUGGGUUUUGUAUGUACUAUAUCAUUUUUAAUAAUAAAAUAAAGCUCCCCAUGCAUCUUGGCACGGAUAACCGUUAACAAGGGAGUUUGAGUGAGCCAAAAAAGCAAGAAUAUCAUCUGACAAAGGGAAACCGAAUAUAAAUGCUGCAGUCCUGUUUUUGUGACUUAUUUUUACUGGCCAUACCUGACCUGCAGUGUAUCUUUUCAGCCUUUUAAAAUGGCAUUAAUGUGUGGAGUCAAUGCCUGCAUCUGUUUAAAGUCUGAAUAUGUGUUUAAUUUUGUAUGCUUCUGUUAUGCAAGCUCUGCAUAGCUCCAUGGGUAUUACAGAUCACAGAAGCACCAUUAAUACAGCUCAGAUAUGUUUUAAAUCAUGGAACAUAGGAGUUUAAUAACAACUGAUUGAUUAAACUAUUUCCAAAAUCA